Messenger RNA from Melozone crissalis (California towhee), 811 nucleotides. It is a transcript of the gene IL18, whose product is annotated as interleukin 18. NCBI's taxonomy places the organism in Eukaryota, Metazoa, Chordata, Aves, Passeriformes, Passerellidae. The transcript is spliced from 6 exons. The record is from RefSeq and is a predicted model, not a curated record. Bases 199 to 804 code for a protein of 201 amino acids.
ACCACUGAGAGCCAGAAAGGAUCACUGAGAGCCAGAAAGGACCACCGAGAGCCAGAAAGGACCACCGAUAGCCAGAAAGGACCACUGAGAGCCAGAAAGGAUCACCGAGAACCAGAAAGGGCCACCGAGAGCCAGAAAGGGCCACCGAGAGCCACCUCUGCUCCCGCCCCGCAUCCCUGCGGCCUCCCGGGGGUGAAGAUGAGUGCCAAAGAGAUUCUGGUGUAUGCAGUAGAACUUGGAAAAAAUUUCUGCCUCUAUUUUGAAGACGACGAUGAGCUGGAGUGUGAUGCCCUGUGCAAGGAAAAGACCCUGCACCGAGUGCUGAGGAACGUGAACAGCCAGCUGCUGGUGGUGCGCCCCGACCUGAACGUGGCGGCCUUUGAGGACGUGACAGACCAGGAGAUGCAAUCUGGCAAGGGGAUGCAUUUCAGCAUCCACUGCUACAAAACCACCACGCCCUUAGCUGGGCUGCCCGUGGCCUUCAGUGUCCAAGUGGAAAACAAGAGUUACUACAUGUGCUGUGAGAGGGAAUGUGGGAAAAUGAUCGUCAGGUUCAAGGAAGGAGAAGUGCCCAAAGAAAUUCCUGGUGAAAGCAACUUCAUCUUUUUCAAAAAGACAUUUACAUCUUGCUGCUCCCAAGCAUUUAAGUUUGAAUACUCCAUGGAGCAGGGAAUGUUCUUGGCCUUUGAGGAAGAAGGCUACUUGAGAAAAUUAAUCCUUAAGAAACUGUCAGAAGAUGAAGUGGAUGAAACCAUGAAGAUAAGUUUAUGUAAGUUCAGUCAAAAUGAAAAUCACAACCUAUGAUGGAACA